AUGGCACCAAAGAGAAAGGCUACUUCAGCCCUGAACACUCCAAAGAAAGCCAAGGCAGAUCAUUCUCCUGAACAAUACAAAGCUUUCUAUAUAUCAACCAUCAAAUUAGUAGGUGAUUUACUCGAUGAUACAGGAUCAGUUAAAAUCGCCGAUUCUUUUAGAAAACUCGUGUCAAAGAAGAUGUAUCCUGAUUAUUAUGAUAUAAUCGAAACCCCAAUAUCGUUGUCAGAAAUUUCCAGGAACGUUACUCGUGGGAAUUAUGUUUCACCUGAUUGUGAGGAUUUCUUAGCAGAUUUCAAAUUAAUGUUAGAUAAUGCUGCAACUUUCAAUGAUGUUAACUCUCCAAUUGUUGAUGAUGCCACCAAGAUUUAUAAUUUUGUCAAAGAACAAUGUGGUCAAUUUUUAGGCAGUCCUGUAGCUCAAGAACUUUCGUUGGCUGAACAAUGUGAAAAAUUGAUUAAUGAUGUUAUUGACCAUGAAUUUGAAGGAAUUGGGGUUAUUUCUGGUCCUUUUAUUGAAGAUGUUGAUAAGAAUUUAUACCCAGAUUAUUUCAAAAUUGUUAAAAAACCCACAUCUUUCAAUAAAAUAUUGAGAGAUUUGGAAACUAAAAUCGUUAAACCUGAAGAUGAUGAUGAAACCAAUUUGAAUAGAUUAAAUGAUUCCAUCAAUUUAAUAUUCACCAAUGCUCAAUUAUAUAAUGAUCCAGAAUCAACUAUUCACCAAGAUUCCCUUAUGUUGGCAGAAUAUUUCGAAUCUAAAUUUAACGAAUUAAAAGCUUCAAGACCUAAAAAGAAACCUGUAGUUAAAAAGGAAAAGACCGCCACACCUGUUCCAAGACCUAGAAAGAAGAAAGUUGAAAGUGAAGAAGAAGCCGAACCUGAAGAAGAAGUAGAGGAAGAAAUGGAAGUUGAUGAAAGUGAAUUGAAGAAAGAAGAAAUAGCUUUAACACCAGCUCCACCCGUUUUAGAAUCCAAUGUUAUGGGAAAGACCGAAACUUUAGGCCCAUUGAAUGAAGUUUUCAUCAAAGAUUGUUCAGUGUCUUCAUCAGUUGCUUCUGUCAAACAAAUGUUCAAUAAUUCUCAAGAAUAUAAUCAUUAUAGAUCUAAUAAUCCUCCUUCGAGAUAUCAAUUGAUGAGAGAAUCAUUAUUCCCAUCUCAACCAGUUGACAAUUUAUCAACUAUCUUCAAAUAUCAAUUCCCUGCUAAUGGUUAUUGUACUCAAGGUUAUACUAUAGUUUUACCAGCAGAUGCUUCAUCUACUGUAAACUUUGAUUUCAACUUACAUAAAUAUCUUCAAUCUUUGGAAAGACAUCAAUUGUCCGUACCUUCAGGUGAAGAUUUCCAAUGCAACCUAUCAGUAAAUGAAACCGAAGUCGAUAGUUUAUUGGAUAUAGAAGAUAUUGAUGAUGGUUUAAAAUUACAUUAUGAGAUUAAAUUAAGUUAUGGUAUGAAUAUUGUAACUUUUGAAUGUAAAGUAUCUCCUAAUGUAUCAAAAAUCAUCAAAAAAUCUCAAACACCUAAAAAUGAACCUGAAGAAAUAGGUGGUAGACAUACCAGACAUCAAUUACAACAGUAUAAGAGAUCAUGGGAUGUUGAAAAAAUAACGUUUUAUGUAAUUUCCAAUAAUUAA
Molecule: messenger RNA, 1629 nt
Organism: Yamadazyma jaroonii
Lineage: Eukaryota; Fungi; Ascomycota; Pichiomycetes; Serinales; Debaryomycetaceae
Source: the annotation of a GenBank genome assembly